ACCCUAGUUAUCUUGGGCUCUUAGGCCAAGUCAAGCCCUACAAAAGUACAACGAAUCCAUGGCGACAGGGCAGCAGACCACCCGAGCGACCACACACCCGGAACCCUAAAAACGAGAGGAGGGGACGGGAAGGCUGGUGGCGCACGAGCGCGAUGGCGGCGUCGCUGGGGCGGCUCAGAUCCGCCAUCUACGACAAGGAGGAGAGGAAGACGCAGUACCAGUCGCACAUCCGGGGGCUCAAUGCUUACGAUCGCCAUAAGAAGUUCAUGAAUGACUAUGUUCGGUUUUAUGGCCAUGACAAGAAUUUGGAUCAUAGCUUGCCAAUUAAAACUGAUAAAGAUACACUGAGAGAAGGAUACAGAUUCAUUCUUUCUGAGGAAGAUGAUGUGGAUUCAACCUGGGAAAAGAGGCUGGUCAAGCGUUACUGUGAUAAGCUUUUUAAGGAAUAUUGUAUUGCUGACAUGACCGCAUAUAAAAAAGGCAAGAUUGGAUUGAGAUGGAGAACAGAAAAAGAGGUCAUAUCUGGAAAAGGGCAGUUUGUCUGUGGCAAUAAGAAAUGCAACGAAAAUAAUGGGCUUGGUAGCUAUGAGGUGAACUUUUCUUAUGUUGAAGCAGGGGAGCAGAAACAAGCUCUUGUGAAGUUGGUAGCUUGCAAGAGAUGUGCAGAAAAGCUUGCUUAUAAGAGGGAAAAAGAGAGAGUGAAAGAAAAAGAGCUUUCUGGUGAAAAGGAAAUGGACUUGAAAGAAAACAAGAGAAAAAGACAACAUGAUGAGGAAAGUGAAGAUACCACAGAUGAUGAAUCGGCUGAGAAAUAUAGCAGAAGAAAAAAAGAUCGCAAAAGAGCUUCAUCAAGGAAUGUGGACGACAAAGAUGAAGGCUUCGAUGAGUUCCUCGAAGGCAUGUUCCUUUGAUCUUGUAAAAGAGGCCGGGAGUUGGCACCAUAUGUUGUUGUCUGGAAAUAUUUUGUAGACCAUAGGCCCUUGGGCUCUCAGAUGUUUCAUCCCCAGGCCUCUUCUCUGACUUGCCUUUGACAGUCUUAACCUUUUGAAACACAAGAUGCGCGUUUCUGCUUGUUUUUCUUGUUA
Molecule: messenger RNA, 1085 nt
Organism: Brachypodium distachyon (stiff brome)
Lineage: Eukaryota; Viridiplantae; Streptophyta; Magnoliopsida; Poales; Poaceae
Product: protein FRA10AC1
Exons: 11
Coding region: 153-911 (252 amino acids)
Biological process (GO): dephosphorylation
Molecular function (GO): phosphatase activity
Source: RefSeq, a predicted model, not a curated record